AUGUUACAGAUCUCAGCUUUGAGUGCAACACCAAAUUUCACCCCUACAGUGCGUAAUGCUGUCGCAAAGAAGAAAGGUAGUAAAACAGGUGUGAUUGUGGGAGUCAUAGUUGGUGUGGCAGUUUUAGGACUGUUAGCAUUUGCUGGAAUCUUUAUUUGGAGGCAGAAAAGGAGAAAACUGUCGUUGGAGCAAGAAGAGCUCUACAGUAUUGUGGGAAGACCUAAUGUUCUCAGCUAUGGGGAACUGAGGUCGGCUACCGAAAAUUUCAGUUCUAAUAACCUUCUCGGUAAAGGAGGAUAUGGGUCAGUUUAUAAGGGUAAGUUAACUGAUGGUAGGUUUGUGGCAGUGAAGCAGCUGUCUGAAACAUCUCAUCAGGGGAAAAAGGAAUUCGCGACGGAAAUAGAAACUAUAUCUCGGGUGCAGCACCGUAAUCUCGUGAAGUUGUAUGGUUGCUGCCUUGAGGGCAAUAAGCCAUUGUUGGUUUAUGAGUACCUGGAGAAUGGAAGCUUGGACCAUGCUCUGUUUGGAAAAGGGAGGUCAAACCUAGACUGGCCAACGCGCUUUGAAAUAUGCUUAGGCAUUGCGAGAGGUCUGGCCUAUCUUCAUGAAGAAUCUAGCAUCCGUGUUGUGCACAGGGACAUAAAGGCCAGCAAUAUCUUACUUGAUGCCAAUCUCAAUCCUAAGAUCUCAGAUUUCGGGCUCGCGAAACUUUACGAUGAUCAGGAGACACAUGUCAGCACGAAAGUUGCUGGUACAUUUGGUUACCUCGCACCUGAGUAUGCCAUGAGAGGCCAUGUGACAGAGAAGGUUGAUGUGUUUGCAUUUGGCGUUGUGGUAUUGGAGACUUUAGCUGGAAGACCAAACUAUUACUCUACUCAGGACCAAAACAAGAUUUAUAUUUUCGAAUGGGUCUGGGAACUGCACGAGGACAACCACCCUCUGGAUAUGCUCGACCCGAGGCUCGAAGAAUUCGAUAGCGAGGAGGUGCUCCGGGCCAUCAAGGUGGCGCUCGUGUGCACCCAAGGCUCACCCCACCAGCGGCCAUCCAUGUCGAGGGUGGUGGCCAUGUUGACGGGCGACGUCGAGGCGCCCAGCAAUGUGUCCAAGCCCAGCUACAUCACGGAGUGGCAGAUCAAGGGUGGCGGCGACACCAGCUUCAUGAGCUCCAGCGUCAGUGGGCAAUCGAGCUCGACUCAGAAGACCGACUCAGUGCGGUUGCCGUUCCUGGGCUCCAUCAUUGACGAAGGCCGUUGAUUUGAUUCAUUCUCACGGUCGAAUUAUCAGUCCAUGGCGAAUUCUUGUGGUACAGAUUUAUUUGAGAAUGCAUUCAUCUUGCGGAUGGUGUUUGUGCAGUCAGUAAUUGUUUGCGUAAAUAUAGGUUUGAUUUCAUUUGCUAGUGCUCAUACUUGCAUUGCCGUUGGAACUGC
This is a messenger RNA of Lolium rigidum, 1427 nucleotides long. RefSeq names its product probable LRR receptor-like serine/threonine-protein kinase At1g56130. The record is from RefSeq and is a predicted model, not a curated record. Bases 1 to 1254 code for a protein of 417 amino acids. Gene Ontology annotation, biological process: protein phosphorylation. Gene Ontology annotation, molecular function: protein kinase activity; ATP binding. Lineage: Eukaryota; Viridiplantae; Streptophyta; Magnoliopsida; Poales; Poaceae. The transcript is spliced from 7 exons.